Syzygium oleosum is the source of this 705-nucleotide messenger RNA. RefSeq names its product late embryogenesis abundant protein 2. The transcript has 3 exons. The coding region runs from base 99 to 443 and encodes 114 amino acids. NCBI's taxonomy places the organism in Eukaryota, Viridiplantae, Streptophyta, Magnoliopsida, Myrtales, Myrtaceae. The record is from RefSeq and is a predicted model, not a curated record.
CUAUAAAUUUCACAAACGCCGUGGAAGCACAACCUCCUGUGAUUCUCGAUACAAACUCAGUCUCAAAUUCUAACCACAACACGUAAAUCAAGAAGAAGAUGGCAAACCAAGGUCAGAACAUUGGAUACAAGGCAGGCGAAAUGACGGGUCAAGCUCAGAUGAAGAAAGAGGAGUGCAUGGACCAUGCGUCCAACCAGUACCAGGCAACCAUGGACAGGAUCUCUGGCACCACCCCAAACUCUGGCUAUGACCUCAAAGGCCAGGCCACCACUUUCCUUCACCAGACUGGAGAGCAAGUGAAGAGCAUGGCACAAGGGGCAGCUGAAGCAGUGAAGAGCACUUUGGGAAUGAACAAUAAUGCCGACGCCGCCGAUGCCGCCAAAACCGUCAACCCUCCCAAUAAUCCCAGCUACCCCGCCAACAACCCCGCCUCGAGAGUUUGAACUUCUCUCGCCCCUAAGCCAUAUUAUUGAUAUAUUUCUCGUCUCAUGUUUCUAUUGUAACGUUUUUCCCAUAUCGUAUUGUCGUCCAUAGACGAUUUCUAGGGAAAUUGUAAUUUCUUCUUUGUUUCAUUCCGCUUGCUUAGAGGUCGGCCAAGGCCUUUAGAUUAAUUUGUCAAAAUCAUACAUCAUGUAUUACAUGAUAAAGGAUUGAUGGGCCAAAUUCUUUGUGGUGUCCAUCCAUAUGGUAUUGAGUUUCUUUUUA